UUCCUAAUACAUGAAUUAAUGAAUAAUGAAAAACAUUUUUUUUAAGAAACUUUCAGAGAAGCUCAAAAUUCAAGAUAAAAGUGUCUUGAUGAAAAAGGCUUAUUCACCGUUGAUUGUGGUGAAGACAUUUGAAGAUAUUCGAGAGAAACAUCGAAUUCUUGCUGUGUACAACAUUAAUGUCAGUGAGGAAGAGAAAGUGCUCUGCAGUAAAUUAAAACAAUUAUGGGAUGAUCUAUUUCAAGAUUUGAGAAAUUUUAGGAAGCAGCAUGAGGACUUGCCAAGAUUUACGGAGAGCUCCAAGCAACUAGAUCAGCACCAAGAAAAAGCAGUGCUAGCUGAUCCACAAUUCAUUUCCACUGCAGCAGGAGAUGAGGAAGUGCCAAUGAACUAGAAUGCACUGCCCAUCACAAAUGUGCAAUGUAUAAAUGGACCUAAAAUAAGCAGCAAAUCAAACCAUGAACAUAUAAUAGAUUUAAAUAAAUAUACUUGUAUACUAAGCAUUCUGAGGAAACAAGCUCGUCUUCUCUCUCUUGCAAAUUGUUAAAGUGAGCAAUGAAGUGAAAAAGAUUUAAUUGAAAUGUUUUUAUAAACACAUCUGUUAUUAGUUACCAUUGUCAGUUUUUGUAUAUACUUAAGAUUGCUAGGAUAUCCACUUUCAAAUUACAAAAUGAUUAUUAUGUAUUACUUGCUUUUCAAUUUCAGUUCUUUUAGUCUUAUUCUGUUCUCAGUGUCUUUUAAAUGUCACACGGACUUUUCACAAUGCCUGCUUUCACCUGGAUUCUCUGGCACACUGUGCAGUA
Messenger RNA from Erpetoichthys calabaricus (reedfish), 800 nucleotides. RefSeq names its product dynein axonemal heavy chain 10-like. NCBI's taxonomy places the organism in Eukaryota, Metazoa, Chordata, Cladistia, Polypteriformes, Polypteridae. The transcript is spliced from 3 exons. Bases 26 to 391 code for a protein of 121 amino acids. The record is from RefSeq and is a predicted model, not a curated record.